This is a messenger RNA of Rodentolepis nana, 1509 nucleotides long. NCBI's taxonomy places the organism in Eukaryota, Metazoa, Platyhelminthes, Cestoda, Cyclophyllidea, Hymenolepididae. The record is from the annotation of a GenBank genome assembly.
AUGUGUGCUGAAGUCGAUCCUCUAACAGCCUUCUUGGCACUUAUACCUUUUGCUGAUCGUAAAAGAGCAACUGUAACAAUUUUAAAGGUCAGAAAAUAUCUGAACGAACAAAUCGAAAAUACAGCCUCCUUCAGUCGUCCCGCCACACUUAUACGAAAUUUAAAACCAAUAUUUACCCACCUUCCGAUUACAUUACGGCGUUCAUUAAAGGAGAAACUAUUCACUGCUUUAGAGCAGUCAUUGGAGAGUUCCGAGGCGCUUGCAGUUUUUACUAUUCUUCUCUCAAUUAUCGAAACAUAUAGCAUACGAAAUUCUGAUCGAUGUGAUCUCGAGAAAGAUGACAUCUUCAACAGCCUGUCUUCAUUGAUUCCAAUUUUGAACAAUAUUUCUCAAAGCAUUUUAUCUCGGAAUACCAACCUUCUGUCAUGUCGUGCUUGGGUUGUUGCAAUGUUGGUUUAUACUUAUCGAGAGUGUCUCAUUUGGUAUUCACGUCAGGAUUGCUUAGACUUGACAAAAGAAGGCUUAGAUGAAGUAGUUCCCAUUGAAUCCGUAUUUUAUGACUCUCCCAGUGUGCCAAAAAUACUCAGGAUUGCUCUUGAUUGCCAACGAACUAACAAGCCUCCUCCUUCAACAGACUUUAAUUACUCAUUUUAUGAUUUGUUGCUGCUAAGUGCUUUCUCUGAUCAUGCUUCGAAUUUUAUUUUUGAGAAUACUGCGUCUAACUUUCCUGAAAACAGAUUUGAUGAAUCCUGUAAUUCUCUUAAACUCCCAGUUUCAGUAAAGGUUCAUUCUAAAUGCCAAUCGUUACUUACACUGCAAGAAGUUCAAAAAUCAAUUGAAUCAAAAGAUCUGAUGAAAAUCCGUGGAAACCUAGAGCUAAUCGAACGCUAUAUCCUCGACAAUGUUCCGCUGCAAGGAGAUUUUAAACAAAUUUGCAAGGAGAUGAUUAAAAGCGCGCUUGUUAUUAUGGACACCAUGAUGAGGAGGAUGGAGGAAAUUGAGGUUCCUAAUGAUUUGUUCUCUCUCUAUACUGGCCUUCUGUGUGGCUUCUUACGUGUUUGGAUUCAUUGUUUGGAGAGACGACUAGUACUUCAAGAAAUACCUCAAUCAUAUCUCUAUUUAUGCUGCUUCAUGAAUAUUCGAUAUCAAGAUAUGAUUUUGAAAGAUUUUGUGCAGUCCAUCUGCGUCGUAUCCAAUUUUCUCACAACAUAUGGCAGAAUAUUCAAGGCGCAUAUUCUUGCAUCUCCACAUUGGUUCUUACAGAUGCUGAAGGACUCGCUUACGGCAAUUUUUGAUAGGCUUUCAUCAGGUAAGCUAUUUUCAGCAUUUUGUCUUCAAUCUAUGUUAGUAAUAUAUAAAUGUAAUUUUUUAACAGCCACAGAUGAAGAAGAACUGACUACACUCGAAUAUGCAAUAUGUCCUUGUAUCGCAUCAAUCAGCCGAACAUGGGCAAGUCUCCAUGCUGAAGAGCCUGACACGCGUCCAGAGUUGUCGCGCAGUAUUCAGGGU